GGUAGAAUAGAAUAGAAUAGAGGGUUGGAAACACCAGUCUCCUGGAAAACAUUUAGCAAGCGCACACAGCGUUUUGUUGUCCAUUGUGCAGAUUGUCUGGCUCAACCUAUGUGGGACUGAAUCUACUAGUAGAGGGUUUUACUUGUCCACAACCAUUUUCUUUGCAGGACAGAGCUGAGAGCUGAUACAUUGACUGAGAACUGCAGUACAUGAAUACCGUACGAUGGGCGCAGGGGCCAGUCGGGAACAAGAGAAGUCCAAACCACAGAAUCUUGUAGAGAGCUACAAGAGGGAUGUCACUAAGGCGCUGGAGAAGUACAAGGUUCUCCGUGACCUGGACAUCUUUGUGCUGGACAACUCCAUCCGAGAGAGCACCGUCGGGCAGCUGCGGGGCCACACCUUGGAGAGCAAGUGGCAGAUCUACGACGAGGUGAAGAAGUGUGGCUUUAAGCACACCAUUGUGGCGUCCUUCUCCCACAUGACUCGCGUAGAUGACGUCUUCAUCAUGCAGCUAAAGGAAAAGGGGGAGGACCCAGAUGGCCUGUGGGCUUUCUCCGAGAUCACUGCAGGUACGAAAGGGAAGGUACCAGAUACGGAGAACGUUCCAGUUGGCAUCCAAAAAUUGAAACCAGCGGGCCUGUACUGUGUGAUCUUCGAGGUGGAUCUGGGAGAUAUAGUUUACGACUUCAACAAGUUCGCCGUAAAGGACAUGUGCGCCCUGCUGAACAAGUGGAAUGACUGGUGCUUCGAGAACCUCAGCCCUAAGGCCAAGGUAAUGGUCAGCUUCCGUGACCUGCCCGACGUCAUGCCCGAUCACUCCGAGCGGGUGUUUGAGACUGUCGCCUACCUGGCCCGCCUGCCGCCCAACCGCCGUCCCUUCGGUCUGAUGUUCGAGGAGCCCAGGGGGAAGUCCUUGCCGGAGGAGUGCGGCAUGUGGACCCGGUACAUCCGUGAGGUCAUGAACAAACACAGCUGGGGGGGACACCUGCUGGUCCAUGUGCACGAGAAGUUUGGUUACUGCGACGCGACAGCUCUUCAGGUUCUCAUGGAUGGUGCUGAUGGUAUCUGGGCCAGUGUUUGUGCCGAGGGUGCCUCUAUGGGUAACGCCUCAUCAUGUGUCACAUUGAUGAAUCUCAUCCGGCUCGGCAACAAGAAGGUCCUACAGAAGUACAACUGUACCUACCUCCGCAAGGCCGCCAUCAACGUGACCAAGAUCACCACUGGGAAAGACCCGCACAUUAAGCAGCCAGUCUUCGGUGCACGAGCCAUUGACUUCGUCUUCGAUCUCAAGCCCGAGGAGUUCGACUUGGCAAGCUUCUUUGGUGAGAAGGCGCCCAUUCGAAUCACCACCAUGGCCAGCAAGGAGAUGAUCCGUCAACGCUUGAUCGAUCUCUUCGGGGAAGAUCCACAGUUUACUCUACAGGUUGCCCACGAGAUGAAAGAGCUUAUUCUGGAAGACCUCCGAACUGGCAGAAAGGAAGAGUAUAUGAGUAUGGUGGGUCUGGCUUUACUGUUCGAUCGAGCUGGAGGGAGUCUAAACCAGAAAAUGAGAGACGCCAUCGACGAGUUUGAGCUCAAGGGGCCGCAUGCCGAGAAUCUGCUGGCCGAAGUCCGCAAGACGUGGGACGAGUGGGACCUGAAGGACAAGGUGCAAGGGGAUAACAUGCUGCAGUUUGACUCCUUCUACAACGGCUUCAUGGCGCCCUACUUCUCCUGCUACAGGUGCUCCGACACCAUGAAGGCCCUGCAGGCCAUUGACAUGGACGCCGACGGAAUGGUGGACUGGAACGAGUUCGAGACCUACCUCAAGUGGGCCCUCCACCAGUAUCCGAACAUCGCUGACGUGCAGGAGCUACUGGAUGUCGCCUUCCGUAAAGGACUCAUCCCAGCCAUGCAGGACGAGUUCCUCAAAAAGAAGUAAGGCCUAGCCUGAAAUUUAGGCUUGCAGCUAGAUGUAACGUGCUCCUAGUUACAACCACUUACCAGCAUUCGUGUUAACCGAUUUUAGCAGCACGGCGAGGGAAUGGUAUGUCCCCACAAUGCCCUCGUUUAGCAAGAAUUUGCAAUUGUCUUUGUUCAUAUACUAUCUUAAGCAAUAUAUUGAAAUCUGCUGUAGAUGAUAUGGAGUUUUAUAUGCUCUGUACAUGUGAAUAAUUUGUAAGCAUCGCUAUUCUUUCUUUUGUAUCAAGUGAGGCCCACAUAAAAUUGUGUGAAACCAUGGUUAAAACUACAAUUCACGCUUCAGAAUACAUUUGGAUUUUAUUGCCAGUAUUACUAUACGUGUACAUGUACUUCCAAGGUUUGGGUGACGAAAGUGGCUUCAUAUGUGGUAGGUCUCAGCCACAGGGUUGAUUAAGAUAAAAUGUAACUGCGGCCGUCUUCAAAUGUUGAACCUGUUAGAUUUGGGGGGGGGGCAAGGAAAGCUUCAAAGGAUAGGAUGAAAAAAUUGCAGCCCUAUCCCAUAAUUACGUGACAGCAUUGGCCUUUUGCCAGAUCCAGGCCAAAAAAUUCUGCUUUUAUUGGAUUGAUGUUUAUGUAGAACAAUUUCUUGGUAGUUUACUUUUUAAUUAACACUUCAUCUUAAUGAUGAAUUUAUGAACAUUAUUCACAUUACUUUCCCAUUCAAUGUACACAUACUUCUAAAAAAUGUCAUCAUUAUAAUGUAAACCUUAGUGCUUAAAGUAAUGUGGUGAAGCAGUGUUCGAGGUGACCCUCAAGCCCUGUAAAAAGCUUGGGUUCUGUAGGUAGGUGUAGGCUUAUAAUUACAGAAGACAGACACAAAAAUUUGUUCCAAUCUGGUCCUUGAUAGUUUUUGCUGUCUCUAUUGGAGAGUGCUAUGAAGACAAAGGAACUUAACUAGGCUAAACAGCGCCACCUUCAAUUUUCCACGGAGUGCACAGACAGCAGCAUUAUUACUCCGUGUACGUUAUAAAACGAGACGAUAAACGGCAGGUUAAUAAAAAGGCUCAAUUCUUAAUCAGACUUCAUACACGACAAAAGAAUACAACAUCAGAAAAAAUAGUCCGAGGCUUAAGCAAAGCUUUGACAGCUGACAAUAUUGUACUUCCCAAAAGCUGUACAGUAACUAAACCGUUGCUUUGAUUGAUUUCACAUAAUUAAGACUACCAAAAAGAAUCAAGUUAAGAGUUAAUGCGACUGAAAGUUGUUUUUUAGAAAUAUGCCCACUUUAACGGUAAAAUGUAUCAACAAUUUUACUGGCUUUGGAAACUUGGUGAGUGAUAUCGUGUAUUGAUCUCCUUAUUUAAUACGAGCCCGUGCAUCAACAAAACCUAUAAUCAAAUGCUGACAUGCUUACGGAUGCAAAUAUUUUAGUCAAAAUUUCUUGCAAGAAAAAAAUCAUUAAAACCCCCACUGUAAAUUUCUUAAAAUGUGCACAUACUAAUGAGAGCUUCUUUUAACUUUAAGGGAAAAAUACAAAGACAUGCUAUAUAUCAUGAUGAAAUGAAUAAAAGUAAGAAAGUUAAAAGUUUAUACAA
This is a messenger RNA of Acanthaster planci (crown-of-thorns starfish), 3497 nucleotides long. RefSeq lists its product as uncharacterized. NCBI's taxonomy places the organism in Eukaryota, Metazoa, Echinodermata, Asteroidea, Valvatida, Acanthasteridae. Gene Ontology annotation, molecular function: calcium ion binding. The record is from RefSeq and is a predicted model, not a curated record.